AUGACAGAUAUACUCAACUUGGGCGGGAGAUUUGACCCCGAAGCUGAGCUCAAGUCGGAAGGGAAAGGCGGCGAAGAAAGCUACGUGCAUCUUCGCAUCCAGAAGCGAAACGGUAAGAAGUCCGUGACGACCAUCCAGGGUAUCCCCAAGAAGCACAUCGAGAAGGUCCUCAAGGCCCUGCGCAAGCAACUCUGCUGCAACGGCACCGUCAUCGAAAGUGAAGAGUACGGCCAGGUGAUCCAGCUGCAAGGCGACCAGAGAGAGAAGGUCAAGGAGUUCAUCAUCGGCAAGGGCAUCGUCUCGCAGAACGCCAUCAAGGUGCAUGGUUUCUAA
This is a messenger RNA of Acanthamoeba castellanii str. Neff, 333 nucleotides long. RefSeq names its product protein translation factor, putative. Gene Ontology annotation, molecular function: translation initiation factor activity; RNA binding. Gene Ontology annotation, biological process: translational initiation. The record is from RefSeq and is a predicted model, not a curated record. The transcript has a single exon. Lineage: Eukaryota; Discosea; Longamoebia; Acanthamoebidae. Bases 1 to 333 code for a protein of 110 amino acids.